Dermatophagoides pteronyssinus (European house dust mite) is the source of this 749-nucleotide messenger RNA. RefSeq lists its product as uncharacterized. Lineage: Eukaryota; Metazoa; Arthropoda; Arachnida; Sarcoptiformes; Pyroglyphidae. The record is from RefSeq and is a predicted model, not a curated record.
AUUGAUGCCUCAACUGUUAGUGGUACGUUGCUUCAAUGGAUUUCACGAUUUGGUGUUCCCAAGUUUAUUACCACUGAUAGAGGACGACAGUUUGAAUCUCGCAUCUUUGAUGAACUAACCAAGUAUCUCGGAGUUCAUCAUAUAGCAACAACAUCAUAUAAUCCUCAAGCCAAUGGGUUAGUGGAACGCUUUCAUCGUUAUUUGAAAGAUAGCUUAACAGCCGUCUCAAAUAGAAAUGAUUGGAUUUAUCGAUUACCUGUUGUUAUGCUUUCUAUCCGAUCUUCAGUUAAAGAAGAUCUUGGCUUUAGCUCUGCUCAAAUACUUUAUGGUCAAAAUCUAAUUCUACCGGGUGACUUGGCAACUGUUACUCCACUGGCUAAUGACCCGGUUGAAUACGUCAAUCAACUAAUCCGUGCUUUCGAUAAUCUCCAAGCUAUACCGACUCGUGCAAUUCAACCAACCAAAUGUACCAUUCCACCUGCUUUGUUGUCCUGCUCUCACGUGUACGUAUUAAAUGAAAACAACGGUCCCUUGCAAACUCGCUAUAAUGGUCCAUAUCGUGUAAUCGAACGUCAAAAUGAUGUUUUCAAAUUGGAGAUGUCUACCGGAUUGGAUACGGUUCAUAUUCGACGUUUGAAACCAGCCGUUAUUACCACCGAACCUACACGAGAAUAUUGGCCACGAAAUCGCGGUCGUCCCCGCAAAACUGGUGGUGAGGCGUGUAGUGAACAUGACUGAACUUACUCAUG